CCCCCCGCCCGCGCCCGCGCCCCGCGCCCCGCGCCUCCGCCUCCAGGCCCCGCGCCCUGCGCCCCCGCGCGCCCGGCCCUCCGCCGCCGCCGGCCCGGACAUGGCCGCCAACAUGUACAGGGUCGGAGACUACGUCUAUUUCGAGAACUCCUCCAGCAACCCGUACCUGAUCCGCAGAAUCGAGGAGCUCAACAAGACGGCCAACGGAAACGUGGAGGCCAAGGUGGUGUGCUUCUACCGCAGGAGGGACAUCUCCAGCACCCUCAUCGCCCUGGCUGACAAGCACGCCACCCUGUCAGUCUGCUAUAAGACCGGACCGGGGACCGACAACGGCGAGGAAGGAGAGAUGGAGGAGGAGAUGGAGAACCCCGAGAUGGUGGACCUGCCCGAGAAGCUGAAGCACCAGCUGCGGCAUCGGGAGCUGUUCCUGUCCCGGCAGCUGGAGUCGCUGCCUGCCACUCACAUCAGAGGCAAGUGCAGUGUCACCCUGCUCAACGAGACGGAGUCCCUCAAGUCCUACCUGGAGCGGGAGGAUUUCUUCUUCUAUUCUCUAGUCUACGACCCCCAGCAGAAGACCCUGCUGGCUGAUAAGGGAGAGAUCCGCGUGGGAAACCGGUACCAGGCGGACAUCACUGACCUGCUGAAGGAAGGUGAGGAGGACGGCCGGGACCAGUCCAGGCUGGAGACCAAGGUGUGGGAGGCGCACAACCCGCUCAUAGACAAGCAGAUCGACCAGUUCCUGGUGGUGGCCCGCUCCGUGGGCACCUUUGCGCGAGCCCUGGACUGUAGCAGCUCCGUCCGGCAGCCCAGCCUGCACAUGAGCGCUGCAGCCGCCUCCCGGGACAUCACCUUGUUCCACGCCAUGGACACACUGCACAAGAGCGUGUACGACGUCGCCAAAGCCAUCUCGGCGCUGGUGCCGCAGGGCGGGCCCGUGCUCUGCAGGGACGAGAUGGAGGAGUGGUCGGCCUCCGAGGCCAGCCUUUUUGAGGAGGCCCUGGAGAAGUAUGGGAAAGACUUCACAGACAUUCAGCAGGACUUCCUCCCCUGGAAGUCCCUCACCAGCAUCAUUGAGUACUACUACAUGUGGAAGACCACCGACAGAUACGUGCAGCAGAAACGCUUGAAAGCAGCUGAAGCGGAGAGCAAGUUAAAGCAAGUGUAUAUUCCCAACUAUAACAAGCCAAAUCCGAACCAGAUCAGCGUCAAUAACGUCAAGGCAGGCGUGGUGAAUGGCGCGGGGGCGCCAGGCCAGAGCCCUGGGGCCGGCCGAGCCUGCGAGAGCUGUUACACCGCCCAGUCUUACCAGUGGUAUUCUUGGGGUCCCCCUAACAUGCAGUGUCGCCUCUGCGCAUCUUGCUGGACAUAUUGGAAGAAAUAUGGUGGCUUGAAAAUGCCAACCCGGUUAGAUGGAGAGAGGCCAGGACCAAACCGCAGUAACAUGAGCCCCCACGGCAUCCCAGCCCGGAGCAGCGGGAGUCCCAAGUUUGCAAUGAAGACGAGACAGGCCUUCUACCUGCACACCACCAAGCUCACGCGCAUCGCCCGGCGCCUGUGCCGAGAGAUCUUGCGCCCGUGGCACGCUGCCCGCCACCCCUACAUGCCUAUCAACAGUGCGGCCAUCAAGGCUGAGUGCACGGCCCGGCUGCCCGAAGCCUCCCAGAGCCCGCUGGUGCUGAAGCAGGCCGUGCGGAAGCCCCUGGAAGCUGUGCUCCGGUAUCUCGAGACCCAUCCCCGUCCCCCCAAGCCCGACCCCGUGAAGAGCGUGUCCGGCGUGCUCGGCGGCCUGACCCCUGCCAAGUCGGCCCCUGUCAUCAACAACGGCUCCCCCACCAUCCUGGGCAAGAGGAGCUAUGAACAGCACAACGGGGUGGACGGCAACAUGAAGAAGCGCCUCUUGAUGCCCAGUAGGGGCACUUACCUGGGUUUGGCGAACCACGGACAGACCAGGCACAUGGGACCAAGCCGAAACCUCCUGCUCAACGGGAAGUCCUACCCCACCAAAGUGCGCCUGAUCCGGGGGGGCUCCCUGCCCCCCGUCAAGCGGCGGAGGAUGAACUGGAUCGACGCCCCUGAUGAUGUGUUUUACAUGGCCACCGAGGAAACCAGGAAGAUCCGCAAGCUGCUAUCGUCCUCGGAGACCAAGCGCGCUGCCCGCAGGCCCUACAAGCCCAUCGCCCUGCGUCAGAGCCAGGCCCUGCCGCUGCGGCCGCCCCCACCGGCCCCCGUCAACGAUGAGCCCAUCGUCAUCGAGGACUAGGCGCCCCGCUGCCCCGCGAGGCCACCGCAACCACAGCCCGCCCCCUGCCCGCCGCCCGCCGCCGCCCGGUUUUGGUAGUACCCCCUCUCGCCCCCACUGCAGAGAAACUGCUCCUUCGGGACACCUCGGGAAGAAGUACCGUUUAGCUGCUUCCCAGAAUGCCGAGGACUCGUUUUUAGCUUUGUGUUUACUUUUUGGCCGGAGCGGAGCUGAGGAGCUGCCCUGCGCGCCUGCACCGCGCUGCGGGCCUCGCGGGCCGGCCGGAGGUUUUGUUGUGUUCUGUUGAAGGUGCCAUUUUAAAUUUUAUUUUUAUUACUUUUUUUGUAGAUGAACUUAAGCUCUGUAACUUACAUCUGGAAUGUUAGGAUCGGCACGGCCAGCGGCUGGCCGAGCUGCCUGGUGGGGUUGGCCCCUGGUCUUUUCAAGUAAUUUUCAUAUUAAAAAAAACAAAGGAAAAAAAACUCAUAAAAAGAAA
Molecule: messenger RNA, 2735 nt
Organism: Zalophus californianus (California sea lion)
Lineage: Eukaryota; Metazoa; Chordata; Mammalia; Carnivora; Otariidae
Gene: MTA1
Product: metastasis associated 1
Exons: 22
Coding region: 101-2260 (719 amino acids)
Biological process (GO): response to ionizing radiation; negative regulation of transcription by RNA polymerase II; double-strand break repair
Cellular component (GO): nucleoplasm; NuRD complex
Molecular function (GO): transcription corepressor activity; transcription coactivator activity; histone deacetylase binding
Source: RefSeq, a predicted model, not a curated record